Messenger RNA from Marasmius oreades (fairy-ring Marasmius), 219 nucleotides. RefSeq lists its product as uncharacterized. NCBI's taxonomy places the organism in Eukaryota, Fungi, Basidiomycota, Agaricomycetes, Agaricales, Marasmiaceae. Bases 1 to 219 code for a protein of 72 amino acids. The transcript is spliced from 2 exons. The record is from RefSeq and is a predicted model, not a curated record.
AUGGUCGAGACGUCAAGCCGAUCCGCCAUACCUACAGCACGGAUGCUCGAAAUGUGGGGAUACGAUGUUUUAUCAACGUCCAAGACGCACGGAGGACGAGAUCUUGAGAUUUCGACAGUUCCUGACUAUGUGAUGGACAUGAAGAACACUGCAUCAAGAACCAUUCGGCCACAUUGCGAAAACGAGGCCACUAUGCUAUGCUCUUCGAUCCUGUUAUGA